GGAGGCGGCGGCGGCGGACGGAAAAGAUGGGACCGCUGAACGGAGAAGGGGACGGAGGCAAGCGACGGGGCGGAGUGAGAGGCGGGUGCGGUGCGUUUCUGCGGUAUUGCAUGCACUGGCUGCCCGAGAUCCUGUGGGUUCUCCUCAGCAUCGUGUGCUUGGCAGUCAUCAUCGCCGUGCUGAAGAAAUAUGAUGGACGCGGGCUCGCUGACUGGCCUUUGACCGUCUCGCUCAACACCGUGGUGGCCUUCCUGACUGCGAUAUGCCAGGUAGCUCUGGCGGUGCCCCUGAGCGAGGGGCUCUCGCAGCUGAAGUGGAACUCGUUCGCUCGGGGCGAAAGCCGCUGGCGGAUUUUGGAACGUUCGAGGACGCGAAGCGGAGUCCCGUGGGUGCCGUCAUGCUUCUCUACAGGAGAAAGGGAAGGGCACUCGGCGUGUCUGUAGCCGUGGCACUGCUGGCAAGCUUCCUUCUCUCACCGCUCACACAAGGUGCCAUAACCUACCCAACCCAGAGCGUCGAAGCAGGCAGCGGCACGGCAACGGUGGCCAAAAGCAAGUCCUACUCCCACCCGACACCGUACGAACGCCUGGACACCCGAGAGAAGCAAGCGAUCCAGUCGGGCAUCUAUCACGUAGUCGACGAGCAGGUGCCGCACCUGCAACCCCUCUGCAGCUCCGGCGACUGUCGAUGGCGCAACUUCAGCUCGCUGGCGGUCUGCAGCGCCGUGGCCGACGUAUCCGACCGGCUCACCAUCUCCAACCAGGCCACGGCACGCAGCCUGGGCGUGCCGCUCGGGGUCGCCAAUAACGAGACUGUCCGCGUGGCCCGCCUGCCCAACGGCCUGUUUUUGGCUGGCAGCACUGCCAGCUGCAACCUCAACGUCUCAUGGCCGCACGCCCCCGCCAACACCACCACCACCACCAACCAGGGGGCCACUGACGGGCCGGACGACGCCAGCCAACAGGGAAGCUUCCUCCCCGCCCGCACGAGCCUCGCCUUCUCGGACCAGGACGGCCGGGUGGCGAGCGCCAUCGCAAACUUCUUCCUGGUCUACACCAACCAGACGGCCGGGCUGGCGCCCGCUGCGGAGCACCAGCAGCAGCACCAGCAGCAGCACCAGCAGCAGCAACAGGAGCAGGGCGAGUUCCGCGCCGCCGAGGUGCUUCUGCACUUCUGCGUAAACACCUACCAGGUAUCGACGUUAGGCGGUGUGUCGACCAGCACGGUGGUCCACUCGUCCGCCCUGGCGGCAGCACCAGCCCAGGACGAGCCGGGCAGUAGCGCGCUCGUCGUCAGCGGCCGGGACGCCCCGCCGCCGCCGCCGGGGCGGGUGAUUUUGCGCGCCACCGGCAAUGCUGGCAACGGCAAUGGCGACGCAGACGACGCGGGCGUGUACUCGGUGGAGCGGGAGGACGUGCGGCUCCUCAACGGCUACGUCCUGUCGCUGUUCUCCGGCACGUACUCGCACGCCUACGGGAGCGCCAUCGGCGGCCAGACGCCCACGAGCGAGGUGCUGGGGACCGCCAUGUUUAGGUCGGGGCUGGACGCCGACGGCAUGCGCGCUGCGGUCGCGAACUUGACGACGAAUCUGGCUAUCAGCCUGACUAACACGAUCCGCGCCAUGAACUCGACAUUCGAGACCGGCACCGUCCUCGCGACGGAGAGCUACGUCCACAUCGAGUGGGCGUGGCUGACCUUUCUGGCCAUCCAGGUAGUGCUCUCGCUCAGCUUCCUGCUGGGCAUCAUGGUGCAGACGGCCGUCUGGAAUGUCAAGAUCGUCAAGGGAUCGUCGACGGCGACGCUGCUGGCCAUCCCGUCCCGGGACAAGGCCUACCUCGAGGAGCGGGAACACGUCGUGUUGGACGGCUCCCGCCUGGGCGUCGCGGGUGCUGAGAUGACCCGCAAACUGCAGAAUCUCAGCUGCAGGUUUAGGCCCGGGGAAAGGGGCUGGAAUUUGGACUUGGCCAGGAGGGAAGAGGGGUGAUGCUCUGGUGUAGCCGGUAUCUGGCUGGGUCAGACGUGGCUUGCCAUAUAGUAUGCUUGUAUGCCAACCCGCUGUGCCGAGAGCAGUCAUGUUCUUGUGGAGUCAUGGUUCGCGCCCGAGAACCUCCAUGUCUGCUGCCCCCACCUGGCUGCGUCGU
Molecule: messenger RNA, 2141 nt
Organism: Thermothielavioides terrestris NRRL 8126
Lineage: Eukaryota; Fungi; Ascomycota; Sordariomycetes; Sordariales; Chaetomiaceae
Exons: 4
Coding region: 398-1984 (528 amino acids)
Source: RefSeq, a predicted model, not a curated record